Messenger RNA from Aspergillus chevalieri, 1110 nucleotides. RefSeq lists its product as uncharacterized. Lineage: Eukaryota; Fungi; Ascomycota; Eurotiomycetes; Eurotiales; Aspergillaceae. The transcript has 4 exons. Gene Ontology annotation, molecular function: methyltransferase activity. The record is from RefSeq and is a predicted model, not a curated record. Bases 1 to 1110 code for a protein of 369 amino acids.
AUGACGGCUGCUCCUCCCCCUAGGCGCUCCAACUCCUCCACUCCGACCCGGGAUAGUAGUAAUAAUGCUCCGACCACCAGCGAUUCCUUCUAUCCCGCCACCAGCGAAGACUACGACGACGAAGGCCUGGAAGAGGUGGGAUACCGGGACGAUGAUUUGGACUCUGCGUACGGCGACGAUUCCUUUAUCGGGGACGAUACCAAGACCCUGUCCUGCUAUAUCACCGACUACCGCUUCGAAUACGGCCGUCGCUACCAUGCCUACCGCGAUGGUGCUUACUGGGGACCCAACGAUGAAACCGCCAACGAACAGCAAGACGUCGCGCAUCACAUGUAUUACCUGACCCUCGAUGGGAAACUCCAUCUCGCCCCCUUGAAGAACCCCCAAGAAAUCCUCGAUGUCGGCACCGGCACCGGGAUCUGGGCCAUAGAUAUGGCCGAUGAAUAUCCCAGCGCCAAGGUCACCGGAGUCGACCUCUCCCCGAUCCAACCUUCCUUUGUACCCCCGAACUGCGUUUUCGAGAUCGAUGAUAUGACCUUGCCUUGGACCUACUCUCCUAACCAAUUCGACUUUAUCCACAUCCGGGAGAUGUUUGGCUGCAUCCCCGAUUGGGACGAGUUUUUCCGCCAAUGCUAUACGUCUCUGCGGCCUGGAGGCUAUGUUGAAGUGGUGGAACACUCGGUUGAGCCGACCUCAGACGACGGUAGCGUGGGACCAAACCAUUUCUACCGGCUCUGGGGCGAGACGGUCGUGCAGUCCGGAGUCAAGUUUGGGAAGACCUUUACCAUCUGGAAGGAGAGCGCAGAGCGCCUCAAGCGCGCUGGUUUUGUGGAUGUGGUGGAAGUCGACUACAAAUGGCCUAUGAAUGGCUGGAGUUCGGAUCCCAAAAUGCAUGAACUGGGUCGAUGGAAUCAGUUCCGACUGCACAACGGCGUGGAAGGUUUCAUGCUGCGACUACUCACCUCGACACUCGGCUGGCCGUACGAUCGCGCGCAAAUACAUCUGGCCCAGAUGCGAGCAGCGUUACGAGACUACAAGACCCGUGCCUACCUCCCCGGAACAAUCGUCUACGCCCGCAAACCGGGAUCCUCUGUGCCGUGCAGAGAUUAA